Paraphaeosphaeria sporulosa is the source of this 1773-nucleotide messenger RNA. RefSeq lists its product as uncharacterized. The record is from RefSeq and is a predicted model, not a curated record. The transcript has a single exon. The annotation marks the transcript as partial. NCBI's taxonomy places the organism in Eukaryota, Fungi, Ascomycota, Dothideomycetes, Pleosporales, Didymosphaeriaceae. Gene Ontology annotation, molecular function: protein binding.
ACCCUAGACAAGCUGCCGGUCGAGCUACUCGAGAUGGUAACCAACAACUUGGGUCGUCCAAAGGACAUUGUGAAUCUAGCCCUCACCUGUGGCCGAUUGCGCCAAUUCGUGCAGCUCUAUGGCUGGGAAGCGUUUCUGAAAGGACGCUUUGGUCUGCUGAGACCCUCUGGCGAUGCGAAACAUACCGUGCACGGCUUGACAACUUUGUACCGCAAUUGGGAUAGAAAGGCCUUUACGGCGCGAUUUUUGGAACCUGGUGCCAAAGUGACCAGCCUCAAUUCCAGAGAGAAAACGAGAUGGAGAGGCCCACAAGGGCAGACGAUGGGCUAUCAGCCAAGUGUGGAUAGCUAUGAAGAGAUGGGCAGCGCAUGGGUGGAUAGGAAAGAGGUACUCGCUUGGUCGGCUGGGGCGAACAUUGUGAUCAGAGUCAAAGAGACGGGUCAUAAAGGUGCACGAGUGUGCCAGGAGAUGGGGAUUAAUGCCGACGACCCGCACGAGCCAGGCAUGUUUGGGCAUCCGAAUGCAUGGUACACGUACAAAAUUCCCGAAUCUUUUGAAGGACGAGAUGAUAUCACCGCACUGAAGCUUCUACGCCCGCAUCAAAAGAGUGGGGACUCUGAAUAUGCUGUGUUUGGAUCCGCGUCUGGAAGAUUGUCUCUACUGAGCGCCGAUCUGGAAGGGGGACGGGCGACAGAACAGCUCUACGACACCGGUCGUCGCACCGUGGGCUCAAUAUCCAUAUCUGCAGCAUCGGAAACAUUGAUAGCUGCUACGCUCGGCGACACCUCAAUCGCCCUCUACCCUGCACACUAUGAUCAGCCCAGCCAAGAUCCCAUCGAAGCUCUCAGUGAGGUCAGGCUCAUUGAACAGGGCAUGCGCGUGGGUCGCCUAUGGUCUACCAACUUCAUAUCGGAAUCAAAUGUCGCUAUCGGGCUAGGUCCCACGCUUGAACCAAUCCAGAUCUACGCCAUCACGUCCAGCGGCUUGACGGCAGAGCCCAUACGCAAGAUCAAUCUCAACUCCAGCCAUUCCAUGGAAUCUGGACACUCGGCUCGGCCAUACAACACUUCGGUUUACCCAAUCAUCCCCAUACCUACCGAGUCACAAGGUGGUUCGACUGAGGGUGUAUUCUUGUCAGGCGGAUACGACGGCCUCGUCCGCCUGCACGACCUCCGCUCGCCGCACGACUUCGAAACCAUUUUCUGGGACGUCACAAAUGACUCCGCGAUCUACUCGCUCGCGUGCCAAGGCCUCGAGCGCUUCGUCGCCGGAAGCUCUAUGCACAGCAUGCUCAAAAUCUUCGAUCUGCGCUUCCCCGGCUCGCACGCCUACCACAGCAUACCCCUCCCCACACCCACCCCGUCCAAAUCCAAAUCCCAAGACUACACGUACAGCGCCGUCAUCGAUCGCUUUCAGGACGCCGCCACCAAGCCCGUCACUGGCGGCUGGAAUGUCUUUCUCAGCCCGCGCAACAACACCCCCGGCGCCGCACCCCGGCAUCCCUACCGCCCCGGCCCGCGCACAGAGGACUCCCCUGUCUACAGCCUUUCCAUUCCCUCUUCCACCUCCCCAAAUAUCUACGCCGGCCUCGAGGGCGCAGUGCAAAACUUGCACUUUGUCAGCGUGCUAGACACACAUCCCGACCCUCUCCUCUCUUACGCGAAAGACCAUCUGCCUGAGUGGCAAGACCACAACGUCAAGCAGAUCUACAAUCCGCACAACGACGUGCUGAAUCUGGGCAUGUACGAGCAGGGUAGCGAAGAGGGGCUGGGC